Messenger RNA from Vanrija pseudolonga, 399 nucleotides. RefSeq lists its product as uncharacterized. The coding region runs from base 1 to 399 and encodes 132 amino acids. The transcript is spliced from 4 exons. The record is from RefSeq and is a predicted model, not a curated record. NCBI's taxonomy places the organism in Eukaryota, Fungi, Basidiomycota, Tremellomycetes, Trichosporonales, Trichosporonaceae.
AUGGCGUCCGGCUUCCCACCGCGCGAGCCGACCCUCCCCAGCCCCAACCUCUCGAGCAGCGUCAUGCUCCCGCACCUCUCCAACGUCGACAUCGUGUACGAGUUCUCGCAGAAGGCGAGCAUGCCGUACGACGCGCCGCACUACACGCGCCUCCACAUCCGCCUCCACGACCUGUGCUGUCGUUGGCCCGAGGUCGAAAGCUGCUCCGUCGACCGCGCCCCCGCCCCCGGCAAGAUCAAGAUCACCAUGAAGCCCGGCUUCGCGCUGGAGACGGUCUGGCUGCGCUACAUCGCCGACUACGUGCGCUACGUCACGUGGCACUUGCCCGAGGCCUUCAUCUACGCCGAUGGGGAGGUCGUCACCAACUAUGCUAAGAUGAUUGGCGAUGAGUGGGAGUAG